Aureobasidium namibiae CBS 147.97 is the source of this 255-nucleotide messenger RNA. Its product is annotated as cytochrome b5. The record is from RefSeq and is a predicted model, not a curated record. Gene Ontology annotation, molecular function: heme binding. Gene Ontology annotation, cellular component: membrane; intracellular membrane-bounded organelle. The transcript has 2 exons. Lineage: Eukaryota; Fungi; Ascomycota; Dothideomycetes; Dothideales; Saccotheciaceae. Bases 1 to 255 code for a protein of 84 amino acids.
AUGUCCGCUUCCAUCACAGCCGCCCAAGUCAAAGAACACGCAACCCCCGAAAAGGGAUUGUACAUCAUCAUCGACAAUUCAGUCUACUCGAUGGCAGACUUUGCAGACGAGCAUCCCGGCGGCAGCAAGAUUCUGAAGAGAGUGGGUGGAAAAGAUGCGAGUAAACAAUUCUGGAAAUACCACAAUGAAGGUGUGUUGAAGAAGUAUCAGGGGAAGUUGAAGGUCGGUGAGCUCAAGGAGGAGGCCAAACUUUGA